AAUCUGGAUUGGCUGGCCUCUUGGGUGGCCUGGGCGGUGUUCCUCGCGCGCGUGACCACCGUAGCCAUGGUCGGACUUGGGGCUGCUUUCCGCCGCCUUGGUGCCUUGUCCGGAGCUGGGGCCCUCGGCUUGGCUUCCUACGGGGCGCACGGCGCUCAGUUCUCGGACGCCUACUGGAAGGAGCUCUUUGAUAAGACCAACAAACACCAUUUCAUACACAGCCUGGCCCUUUUAGGGGUACCUCAUUGCAGAAAGCCUCUCUGGGCCGGGUUGCUGCUAGCCUCUGGAACCACCUUAUUCUGCACCAGCUUUUACUACCAGGCUCUGAGUGGAGACUCUAGCAUCCAGAUGUUGGGCCCGGUGGGAGGGAGCCUGUUACUCAUAGGCUGGCUUGCCUUGGCUCUUUGAGAUUUCAGCGGACACAACAUCUUUGUAUGUGGUGCUGAGGAUCGAACCUGGGCCGCACGCAUGCCAGGCGAGCGUGCUACCGCUUGAGCCACAUCCCCAGCCCUGUAAUUUGUAUAUUUUGAGGGUACAUACUUAAUUUUCCUGAAGGUAUACAUUAAAAUAAAUGUGAAGUGUGUAGACCCUUUCUCUAAAUGACAGGAUUUCUAAGUAAUCUUAUCUAUUUCUAGGUAUUUCAUCUAGUCCCAUAUCUUUACUUACAAUCUGCAUACUUUUUAAAUUUUUUUUCAUUGUUGAUAGCCCUUUAUUUAUUUAUAUGGGGUGCUGAGAAUCAAACCCAGUGCCUCACACAUGCCAGACAAGUGCACUACCGCUCAGCCCCAGCCCCAGCCCCAAUCUGCAUACUUUGAAAUCCAGAAUUUCUAUCUUCUACCCUAAUCUCCACUGAGUUCCACAGCCCCAUACCAGCAGCCCUAAGUAAAAGUGUAUCAGAGAUCUGUAAGAAUUCCUGGUGGCUGGCUUAAAGAUUGAGAGGGCCAGGAGUGAGAGAUGGGAUAGUAAGGCCAAAUAGUAGAGAGUCUUAUGAUGUGAGAUUAUCCUCUCUCCUGAGGGCAAUGGGGCAUUUAUAUCCAGGGAGGUGGCAUGAUUUGAGUUGUAUUAGUAGAGGAUCACAUUUCUUCAUUUGAAGACGAUACAACAAGGCCUCAGAGGAGACCUCCAGAGUGAGUGGCCUAAAGAUCUAGUGGCAGAGUGAAGGCUGGCUCCUCAGUCUCCUACUUCGCAAUCCAGUGCUCUAGCAUUUUCAUCCAUCUCAGAUGGCAUCUAGGGCAGAGAGGAAAUGUCCUGGAGGAGACCCCAGGUAUCUGCAUUGGCCAUCUUCCAUGUAAUGAGUUCCCUAAUACCUUAGCUUUGGUCCUGUCAAGUGGCUGGGCUCUUGGGGGAACCAAGAUAAAUAAAGCUUGAUCAUUAGCCCCCAUUA
Molecule: messenger RNA, 1384 nt
Organism: Marmota monax (woodchuck)
Lineage: Eukaryota; Metazoa; Chordata; Mammalia; Rodentia; Sciuridae
Gene: Tmem256
Product: transmembrane protein 256
Exons: 5
Coding region: 67-408 (113 amino acids)
Source: RefSeq, a predicted model, not a curated record